ACGCUGUUGACUUCCGGGACGCGCCAGUAGUGAAGGAAGCGAGAGUGUUUGGAACAGUCAAGCUGGGUGUUGUUUAUAUAGUGCUUUGGGGCGUAAGAGUCUUGUGGCCAGCAAUUCUGCCAUGUCGUUGUACAGGUGUGUCUAAUAAUCAGGUUAAUUACCGGUGAUUGACAGGUGUGACAUCACGAGACAGGAUGUGUCGAUGGGGCUGUACCACAACCAGCACCACGUACAUGUGUAAGUGGUGCGGCACGAGGUACUGUAAAGAGUGUCUCCAUGGCGACUUCGUCGGUCAGAUGAAAGAGCCGGCAAAGUGCAGGAUAUGUAAUCAGAUACGGUGUCAAGGCGCACGAGUGGAAUAUGUUCCUCACCAAAAUAAACCGGAAGACGGCGACAAUAAGCGCGGAAAGUCAGCUCCUGCAGGACGAGGGCGCUCUCCAGCGAAAAGUGGAAGACCUACAAAGUCGGCAAAGGGAUCAAAGAGUGCCAAAGGAAAGAAGUCAGGGAAAAAAUCAGGAAAGAAGAAGAAGAAGAAGUAAUGAAACUUAAUAUGCAUUAACUGCCAAAUCGUUAUUUAGAGAAUUUUACGUAUUUGAUUUUAUAGUUUUAUAGCUCAAUAGUACCUCUGGACUAGUGGGUAGGGUGGGUGGGGUAUCAGAGUGACGACACUAUACGGCAAUGUCGUUUAUUAUAGUGAAGUCACCCUUGCUUUACAAAAACAAAACCCUUUUAACUACUGAGAAGUCGGUUUAAAUUAUGAUAAUAUAAUAAAGCCUAAAUACUAUUAUCAUUGGCGUUUUGUCAUAAAUUUUGCUCAAAUCCUGAUUAUUAAUAGGAAAUGACAAUUAUUAUUAUAUAAUAUUGGGUAUACAAUAAAACCUCAAUGCAAUGCCACUCGUUAUAGUUGCCACCUCGCUUACCGCUAGCAUAUCUCAAUGCCUUUUUUUCCUUGCUUUCUUAGGAAUUAUUUUAUACAUUUUUCUCAUGUUUUUUGCCAAACCCCUUUAUAACGCCAAAAUUUCUCUGGAGAACGAAAUGUUACUGUAUGUGUUACAAAUUUUGUUUUAAAUACGAUUUAUUUUACAUUAAAACAGCGAAUUCUUAAUAACAAACACAUACUAUCAUUGUUAUUAGUAACAUAUUUCAGUUUAUUCAUGUUUUACGAUAUGUUAAAAUAAUUAUUGUGACAAACUGAUGUUUUCUGCGGAGUUUGUCUGUCCUCCCUACUAUCUUUUAUUUUUUCGUCAAAAGCCGAUUCUUUGAAUAAUGCAAUGCCUUUUUUGCUAUGAUGUUUUUAUUCUGAUAACUUUAAAAUUCGUUCCUGCAUUAUGUUUAUCAUAUAUGUAUUAGAGAAGAUUACAUAUAUUAUUUUCUUUUUUACAAUUUUAGCAUAUUGUUAUUUUUGUCUUUAAUUAUAUACAUGAAUUAACAUAAAUAUGAAUGCUACAGUCUAGUAACUUUAAAGGGUAAAGACAAACAGAACUUGCUACUCUUUUAAAUAUGAAAAGUGGACACUGUCGAAGUGCUAUUACUGACAAUAAGCAUUUCUCAGUAAAGGUGGGAAGAGGUGGAUACGUGUUCUAAUAUAUGUAGACUGUGAUAGCAACAUUUCCUGGUGAAAUACACUUAACCUGUUACGACCUAAUAAAUCCGGUAGUUGUUUACCAG
This is a messenger RNA of Mizuhopecten yessoensis (Yesso scallop), 1668 nucleotides long. RefSeq lists its product as uncharacterized. Bases 195 to 539 code for a protein of 114 amino acids. The record is from RefSeq and is a predicted model, not a curated record. Lineage: Eukaryota; Metazoa; Mollusca; Bivalvia; Pectinida; Pectinidae. The transcript has 3 exons.